AGUAUCAUAAAAAAAAACAUUUUAGUUUCAACUGAAUAUCAAGAAAAAAAUAUGUUUAUCGUAAAUAACAUAUUACCUACAUUUCUGUGGUUUUUGACAGUUUUUGUCAAUUUUUACGCAUGCGAAAAUUCAUCCAAUAAUUGUCAUGUGAAUUGGGAUACAGUGAUCCAAGAAAAAUUAAGAUUCUUGAAAGAUUUGAAUGACAAAUCUUUAAGACAAUUAGAGACUACAAUUCUAGAAGAAGUUUCACAAAAGUGCCCAAAUCUUACAUCAGUUGUACUCAAUAAAAUUUCUAGAGAAAUUUCUUGUACGCUCUUAAAAUACGUGAAUAUUAACCGGACAAUGCUAAUUGUUGAGAUUUCUUAUGAUGUUGCAAACGAUAUUAAAAAUAUCUUGGAAGAUAAAAAAAUUUACAAUCUCAAUGAUUUUCACUCUGAUAAGUGUCUGUCAUAUUAUUACAAUUUUAAUUUGAGUAUUUUCGAUAAUACUGGAAACGAUAAAAAGUAUUUAUCUAUUGAUCAUAAUGAAUUGUAUAGAAAUAUUACUCACUUAUUAAGUGAAACCAACUCUUAUAUUCUACAAAAAAUUCUGACAAUACAGAAUAACAUUCCUGACACUGUUCGUGAAACUAUAUCAAAUAUAACUUUUGAAUCGCUUGAAAAAUACAAAAUAAUUAAUAGCGAGAGGAAACGCUCAUCUUUUGCCACUGAAAUUUCACGAAAAAUUGUAGAUUUAAUUGAAAAUUCAAAAAUUCCGGUUACUACUUCUCUUUCACAUAUUACAUUAUCUCAGCCUAAAAUUGAGACUUCAAUUCAGACAAGUCAUAUUUAUCAACUGUAUGUAAAUCUUUUUGAGAAUUUUGAAACUGACAACAUUCCUUUCAACUAUAAUAAUAUUUUAGAUAUACAAAGUGUUAUUAUGAAUACUCUACAGGAUAAAUUACCUAAAAUAAAAAGAAAUCAAGCUGUUGAAUCACAAACCUUUAGUGCAAUUGGUCUUGUAAUAACACCGCAUUUUGGUAUCAAGAACUCAAGAAUAAAUGCAAUUUGUGCAAUAGGUCUGACAAAACAAGUAGUUGGUAUAAUAAGUCCUCAAACAAAUUAUCAAAGAUUUGAAAUUAAUGAUAUUCGGGAAUUUAAUUUAGUAAAACUCCAGUCAUAUGAAAUGGAAACAGUAACUACUUUCCUCUUUAAUUUCAUUGCAGUGACUCAAGAAAAGUUUUUUGAAAAAUAUGAAAAAAAAUUAUACAACAUGAUUCAUGAUAUUUUAAUGGAAUAUAAGAGUAGUACAAAAAUUAAAGAGAACUUUCAGAUAAUUCUCCAUAAAAUAUAUAAUGCAAGUGAUUAUAUAUUAAGCAAUAAUUAUGUUUUAGGUACUCUAGAACCAUAUCUCAAUGAAAUUGUAACCGGCAAUACAUCAUCCUUACUAAUGUCUAAUUCAAUUAUGAGAAAUAAUAUAAUGAAAAACUUGCCUCUGAAUUUUCAAGAAAUUAAGAUAUUUCUAUUGGAAUCUGCGAUUUUUCACGUUCUCCUUGAACAUAAUUUUGACUGUAAUAAUUUUAACAGAACUAAUCUCAUAAACGACAUCAUCAACCAAGUUGAAUUAAUUUUGGAUACUAAACAAGAUUUAGGAACAGAAUAUCAAGAAGCAAUUAAUACCAUGAACAUUAAUUUUACUUCGAUAGAGCAAAAUUUGACAUUUUUUCUAAUCGAAUGUCAAAAAGGCAACAAUACUCGUAUAACGUAUUCGACGGAUGUAAUUACCCAAAAUUUGAUAGAUAAUAUUACAUUGGAAAAAUUUAUAUGUCCAAAUAAUAAGCGAGCAACAUUUUCACGGUUCAAACUGUAUUUUUUCCAUGUAAUAAAAAUGGAAGUGCAACAGUAUUUCCACAGUGGACAGACUAAAAAUAUUUUUAGUCUUGAAGAAACUAUUACAAUGUUAUUACUUCUUGAGUAUUCAAAGUGUGUUUACGAAAAAGGAUAUGACUUAAAUAUUCAAAAUAGAUUUGAACAUAUAAAUGCCGAUUGGCGUUGUUUAAAAAAAUAAUAUACAUAACUAUAGUGCAAAUAUAUAUAUAUAUAUAUAUAUAUAUACGAUAUGAUAAGAAUACCUUUGCUUAAUUGUUGUACAUUUAUAUUUUUCAUGUUAUCUUUCAAUAAUAACACUUUGCUUUCUCGAAUGAAAAUUAAAAAUAUUUUAAAAUCAUGGGUAAAAGUUUAUUUUAAU
Molecule: messenger RNA, 2226 nt
Organism: Leptopilina boulardi
Lineage: Eukaryota; Metazoa; Arthropoda; Insecta; Hymenoptera; Figitidae
Exons: 4
Coding region: 52-2046 (664 amino acids)
Source: RefSeq, a predicted model, not a curated record